AUGAAGGCAAUAAUCGCAGUACCAGUCAUUGUGGCCAUGCUGUGCCGUUCCUGGUCCCAUAAAUCUUUGACUCCCGCAGGCAUCGUAGCAGCACUUCUCACAGCUAUCGCCCACGCCGUACAUCCGUGGAGUUUGCCUUUUGCGCUGCUCAUUGUCUUCUUUCUGGCUGGCACAAGAGUUACGAAGAUAAAGCACGAUGAGAAGGCAAAAUUGACCAUGAACGCGUCGGGAAGCUCUGGUGGGGAAGGGGCCAGAACCCAUAUUCAGGUAUUUGCCAACUCCGCCGUUGCCUCUGUCCUUACCCUUCUCCACGCCUACCAGCUCCACCGACGCGGACAAGACAUCAACCCCGCUACUGGCGCCGACGAGACGUGUUAUUCGUUGCCAGGAGACCUCUUGGUGGUGGGAAUCGUCGCAAACUAUGCCGCCGUAGCAGCAGAUACAUUCAGCUCAGAGCUCGGAAUCCUAUCGAAGUCCAAACCCCGCCUCAUCACAUCCUGGAAUUUACGAGAGGUGCCCCCGGGAACAAACGGCGGAGUCACAGCAUACGGUAUUAUGGCAGGGUUCUUGGGAUCAUUGGUCAUCGUGACAGCAUCUACGGCCUUGAUACCUUUCUGUGCGCCAACGCUGGGUUGGAAUUUCAGAUCGCGCCAACGUUUCUGCACGGCUAUGGCAUUAUGGGGUACCCUUGGAAGUGUACUCGAUAGCUUCCUCGGAGGCUGGCUGCAACAGAGCGUGGUUGAUACCAGAAGCGGGCGAGUCGUUGAAGGUGAGGGUGGACAGAGAGUUCUUGUCUCGAAAGCUGGACCCAAUAGUAUGCACUACAAGAAACAGGCAGAGGUCACGGCGGCCUUACUGGGCGGAGAAGGAAAAGGCUCGGUUCCGUUACAUCCCAAUAACGAAGAGGCUGAAGCUUUGGAGAAAGUUUUGAAUGGGAGGAUGGGAGUUACGGAUAAAUAUGAUACAAAAAACCAGAUUCGGCAGCCGACCAUCAGGGAUGAGAAACCGAGUCGAUAUGUUGAGAGUGGCUCCGUCGGGUUGCUUGAUAACAACCAGGUCAACUUCCUAAUGGCGUUAACCAUGAGUUUAGGUGGGAUAGCAGUAGCGGGAUGGUUUUGGGAUGUUCCAUUCAGCAGUAUAUUAUCAGUGUAA
Molecule: messenger RNA, 1152 nt
Organism: Lachnellula hyalina
Lineage: Eukaryota; Fungi; Ascomycota; Leotiomycetes; Helotiales; Lachnaceae
Gene: TMEM19
Product: Transmembrane protein
Exons: 3
Coding region: 1-1152 (383 amino acids)
Cellular component (GO): membrane
Source: RefSeq, a predicted model, not a curated record